Penicillium cataractarum is the source of this 2646-nucleotide messenger RNA. RefSeq lists its product as uncharacterized. The record is from RefSeq and is a predicted model, not a curated record. Gene Ontology annotation, biological process: regulatory ncRNA-mediated heterochromatin formation. The coding region runs from base 1 to 2646 and encodes 881 amino acids. Gene Ontology annotation, cellular component: nuclear RNA-directed RNA polymerase complex. The transcript has 3 exons. Gene Ontology annotation, molecular function: helicase activity. Lineage: Eukaryota; Fungi; Ascomycota; Eurotiomycetes; Eurotiales; Aspergillaceae.
AUGAACUUUACACUACCCAUGAUCUUGACCUUCACCAGGAGAUCAUCAGUUCUCGACCUCGUGAACUCAAAAGUGUUCUCAUCACGGAUUAUGGCAGUGUUUUGGCUGGGUCACAUAACAGAGACCACUCAUUCAUUGCCUGCACUACUGCAUCAGACCCGAUGUAUCCCCGACCCUUACCUUCAAGUGUCGUUUGAAUGUGCCUAUCAUACGGCUCUUCCUGCACCUGAACUUGGAGAUGACGAGGACACCGACACCAAGAUUGAUAAGAAGGUGGAUGCACAAGGCUACCGAAGCUUCCAGCGGGGGUGUGUCAAGUUCACUUGUCAUGAUGCUGCCCAUCUGAAAGUCAUCAAACUUGAAGCAGAAUCUGAUCAAAACACGGAUCUACAGGUAACAGGCUUUGUCGAAGCUAUCGCCAACAAAAAACGCGCAAUCGCCCCCUCCAGUCUCAUCGACAAAGUUCCAGCACUCCGGAUUGCCCCCGACAAUGGGUCGCUCAACGUUCUCCGAAUUGAGCUAAAAAAGGAUGCCAUCAUCAAGACUAUCGGAAUACACCCGCCUCAUGAAUUGGGCGAGCAGAACACCGCAUGGCUCCUCAUCUCUAGCCAUCUCAAGCAGUCACGUUCACUCAACGUCGUUCUCAAGACCUCAAAUGAGGACCUGGAGAACACGGCUUAUCGCAUGCGCCAAGCUUGGAUGGCAAUGAAAGACACGCCUGGUCCAUUCUAUCUGUUCCACAGCAAUCAUCCCGACAAUGGGCCCCGUGACCAGCGUCCAGUUGAAUUCCAUGCACCUCGGCAAGUUGGAUUCAUGCACGUUCACGAGUACAACACACAUUUCUGCCAUAAGUUGCUCAUAGGCCUUGAUAUCAAUGGGAAGGAGCGCAAACAGAUCUUCGCUGCUGGUCACGAGAUGUACAUGAAGCGCGAAGAGAUGAAGGGGCUCUGGGAUCUGUUGCUGAUGCAGCGAGCAAUUACCAGCAAGCUCAACCAAGGUCAGCGGGCGGCAUUUGACGGCCUGCGGGAAAUGCAUGCCUUGGCCGUUGCCAUUCGCGGACCCCCUGGUACGGGCAAGACAUAUUGGGCUUGCCAAAUCCUCGUUCCUCUUAUCGAGCACAGGAACAAGGAAACUGGAAAGCACCAUGUGAUUUAUGCCAUGUCUCCAACGAAUGAACAGGCGAACAAGUUUGCAGUGGAUAUCCACCUCGUUCUCAAGGAGAAAGUUCGGCGUAAGGACGAAAGACCAAUCACUGUCAUUCGACUUCUUCCGUGGCAUUUUGAAAACGCCAACGCCGGAACGGAUAGCGAGGAUACCCUCCGUACGAUUUGUCCGGCAGAUGCUGAUGUUUUGGCUCUGAUUUACGAUAUGAUUUUCCCCGGCACCGUUGCUACACUGAAUGACCGCGAGAAGGAAACUGAGAGAAUCGGAGAGUCCUCUUUCUCUCUUGUGAAUCAUAUGGCUCAAGAACUCGAGGCUGAUAGCAAAAGGAAAGAGGAAACGCGGAAGUGGGCAGCUCUAAAAGAGCAAAUCGAAGCAUUCAGAGUCGGCCUUAUGAGCACAGCGCAAACUGACUCGCUAAAGGAAGGCAUCAGAGAACUCCGGGACUUUGUGCUUAUGAGCGCUGAUGUCCUUGUAUCUACUCCGUACACUGCUUGCCAAGGUUACCUGCGGGAUCUCAUCAAGCCCAGCCACAUCGUUUGCGAUGAAGCUAAUCAGAUCUCAGAGCCUCGCCUUUGGCCUACUUUGGCCUGGUAUACUUCUGCCAACAAUCCAAGCUUCAAGGCCAUGGUUCUAAUGGGCGAUCUCCUGAUACCUCCAACGGUCCUGGCGCCAAAGGACAAAUGCCCGUUCCGGUCACAGCUGACGGUAUCGUUCUUCGAUCGAUUCAUUGCCAAUGGCCUCAGCCUUUCAGACUUGUAUCAACAACGCCGUAUGCACGAGGAUAUCGCAGCGGGGCACAAGCUGGCAUACUAUGGAAGCUGUCUUAGAACGCACAUAUCCACCAAUCAUAAUUCCAGUGUCCGCGCAAGAACUGUCCGUCAGCUUGACAAAUAUCUGUUCAAUCUGGAAUCUAAUGUGGUCGUUAUUGACAUCCCCGAGGGUGAACAGAAAUCGGACAACAGUGCUGGUGCUACGUCGAGCUACAACGAAGAAAAUGUUGAAGCUGUUGUGGCUGUGGUCGUCAAACUGCUCGAAUAUCAACCGGCUAAGAAAAGGGCCGCCUCUCAAUUCGAUGAUAUUUGCAUCUUGACCUUCUAUUCGGUUCAACAAAAGCUUCACCAGCAGGCAAUGAUGAAACUCCACGCGGAAAAGCCAGGCUUGGGAGCUGACAAGGUGAAAAUUGCCACUGUCGAUCGUUACCAAGGCCAUGAAGCGGACAUCAUUAUCCUGGACCUGGUGAUCGUUGACAAGCCCGGAUUCGCUGCAGCAGCAGGGCGUAUGAAUUCAGCUUUGACUCGUGCCAAAGCCGGUCUCUUUGUCGUUGCUUCCGUGAGGGCAACUGUCAAAGCAUGCAAGGAGAAUCAACCGAGAUGCAAGUUCAUGAAGGAAAUCUUUGACCACUGGGCCUCCAAGGAUAUCUGCCGUCGUCCUAAGUUCAUCAUCAAGCUCCUUGAAGAUUGGAAAGCGACUUGCCAACGGUAA